CGUUCACCUGCUCAGACAGUGGGAAUGGAUUCACUCGGUCAUCUCAACUGAAGGUACAUCAGCAAGUUCACACUGGGACAAGGCCAUUCACCUGUUCUGUGGGUGAGAAGGAAUUCAGUCGGUCUUCCCACCUGUGGACACACCAGUCAGUUCACACUGGGCGGAGGCUGGUCAUCUGCUGAAUUUGUGGGGAAGGAUUCACUCGAUCAUCUGAACUAAUGGCUCACCAGCGAGUUCACACUGGGCAGAGGCCAUUCACCUGCUCAGACUGUGGGAAGGGAUUCACUUGCUCAUCUAAACUGAAGGUUCAUCAGAGAGUUCACACUGGGGAGAGGCCGUUCACCUGCAAAGACUGUGGGAAGGGAUUCACUUCGUCAUCUCACCUGAAGGUUCAUCGGAGAGUUCACGCUGGAGAGAGGCCAUUCACCUGCUUAGACUGUGGGAAAGGAUUCACUUGCUCAUCUAAUCUGAAGGUACAUCAGAGAGUUCACACUGGGGAGAGGCCGUUCAAAUGCUCAGACUGUGGGAAGGAAUUCACUCGAUCAUCAACCCUACAAGCUCACCAGUCAGUUCACACUGGGGAGAGGCCAUUCACCUGCUCAGACUGUGGGAAGGGAUUCACUCAGUCAUCCAACUUACUGGUACACAAGUCAGUUCACACUGGAGAGAGGCCAUUCACCUGUUCAGACUGUGGGAAAGGAUUCACUUGCUCAUCUAAUCUGAAGGUUCAUCAGAGAGUUCACACUGGGGAGAAGCAGUUCACCUGCUCAGACUGCGGGAAGGGAUUCACUCAGUCAUCCAGCCUACUGGUACACAAGUCAGUUCACACUGGGGAGAGGCCAUUCACCUGCUCAGACUGUGGGAAAGGGUUCUCCCGGUUAUCUCAACUGAAGGUACAUCAGAGAGUUCACACUGGGGAGAGGCCAUUCACCUGCUCAGACUGUGGGAAGGGAUUCACUCGGUCAUCUGAACUGAAGGUACAUCAGCGAGUUCACACUGGGGAGAAGCCGUUCACCUGCUCAGACUGUGGGAAGAGAUUCACUCUGUUAUCUCAACUGAAGUUACAUCAGCGAGUUCACACUGGGGAGAGGCCAUUCACCUGCUCAGUCUGUGGGCAGGGAUUCACACAGUUAACUAGCCUACAAGCACACCGGUCAGUUCACACUGGGGAGAAGCCAUUCACCUGCUCAGACUGCGGGAAGGAAUUCAGACGGUUAACUAGCCUACAAGCACACCGGUUAGUUCACACUGGGGAGAGACCGUUCACCUGCUCAGACUGCGGGAAGGGAUUCACUCGGUCAUCCUACCUACUGGUACACAGGUCAGUUCACACUGGGGAGAGACCGUUCACCUGCUCAGACUGCGGGAAGGGAUUCACUCGGUCAUCCUACCUACUGGUACACAGGUCAGUUCACACUGGGGAGAGACUGUUCACCUGCUCAGACUGUGGGAAGAGAUUCACUGAGUCAUCUAAACUGAAGGUACAUCAGCGAAUUCACAUUGGGGAGAGGCCGUUCACCUGCUCAGACUGUGGGAAAGGAUUCACUCAGUCAUCCCACCUGCAAGCUCACCGGUCAGUUCACACUGGGGAGAGGCCGUUCAUCUGCUCAUACUGUGGGAAGGGAUUCACUCAGUCAUCUCAUCUGAAGGUACAUGAGAGAGUUCACACGGGGGAGAGGCCGUUCACCUGCUCAGACUGUGGGAAGGGAUUCACUUGGUCAUCUCAACUACAGAGACACCAGCAAGUUCACACUGGGUAGAGGUUGAUCACCUGCUCAGACUUCGAGAAGAGAUUCUCUGAACCAAAUAAUCCAAAUGUGCAUCAUUGAGUUCACACUGUGGAGAGGUUGUUCACCUGCUGUGAAUGUGGGAAGCGAUUCACUCAGUCAUUUAACCUUAUGUAACUUUCACUUCAGCUAGCAGCUUAAUAUAGGGGGUGAUAGCCCCCCCAGCCUGGCCAAGCUUAAGAAAUCUCAUUUGGGUGGAUGCUGCACGAUGUGUCCCCUUUUACAAAUCAGUACCCCGAAAUAACAAGCGGUACACAAUAUGCAAUGAAACAAUUGAGCUUUAUAAUUCUUAAUUUGACUACAUGGUUCCUGAAGAAAACAAAAAAAUAAAUGAAAAAGGGCCCACUCUCUCCAUUCGCAUCUUCUCAUCUCUCCCCAGCAAAAAAAAACACCAAAAUCUCUCUUCCAGACUCACAAGAGAGAACAUUUCUGUCAUUGGAUAGCCCCACACUCCAAAACCCUGUUAUCUCUAUUCGUAACCUAAACAUUGCUGCUACAGAGAAACCAUUACCUCAGCAGUGAAACAUUGCAGAGAGGCCAUUACAUUAGCUGUGAAACUUUACAGCGUGUUACACUUGUGACACACUGCCGGGUUCACACUAGGGAGAAAGUUUCAAUAAGCUGCAUGCUGGAUAUUUGUCCAUCACCGUUGCUGAAUGCAAUUUCGAGAGUGAGUCGGUGCUGAACUCUGCAAUUAUUGCUGCUACUCACCACACCCUGUUCUGCACCCUGGUCACUGGGCAUGGGAGGAGUUUCUUCUGCUGCACAUUCACCCUUAAUAGGGCUGGAGUUUAAUAUUCUGGAUCUAAGACAAUUAAAUCAGUUCUAAUUGAAUUCUGUCUCCGGUACUUAGUGAAUUUAUAAUGCAGCUAUCGUACAGUAGGGAGACAACUCAGGCCGGCUGGACCCUGCCAGUGAUUCUGUUCCAUGACAGUCCUUUUAAAUCCUCCCCUGUUGUUCCCUUCUUGCUCUCCUUGUGGUGAUGGGUUCCAAACAGUCGCCACUCUUUGGGUGAAGAGGUUUGAAUUUCUGCAGCCUGAAGAAGUGGAGCUGACUGCAGUUCUGUCUGAGAUGUUCUCCGUCCCUCUAAUCUCUGGGCUGAGGAAGAAUGACAUUGGUAGUUAACCUCCUUAUUGAUGUCUCAUUUCCACAUUAUGGGUCAUUUUCCCUGCUUCUAAAGGGUUGUUGAAAACACACUGUCCUCUGAAGACUGAAAGCAGAAUGGGAAACCAUUAGUUGGAUGUUCAACAGAGUAGGGUCAGAAACCAGAGGCGGGUCUGCACAGGGCAGAGUUUGGGGCUCUGGACGAUGGUCGGGGUAAGAAUGUAUGAUGAGGAGAAGGGAAUCAGCAGUGGGCCGUGGCAACGAAUGACAGAGUCGCAACAUUUGGAAGCUGAUUGACAGAGAAAAUAAUCUGGUUGUCUGACUGAUGACACAAACAAUACCUGUGGUGAGGUGCUCCACUGAUCGAGGAACAUGUGUGUGUUGGGAAUGGUUAUAUCUAUUGAGGGAGUUGUUCCUGCUUGUUUAUCCUGUAAUAUUAUAUCUGAUGGUUAUCAUGGAUUGUCCUAUCUGAAAUAAUGUAUUGGUUAUCUAUAGUUUGUGAGAUUUUGACUCUAAAACUGGAACAGGCUUGAAUGUACGGUGCCAUGAUGAAAUGGAGGUCAGUUUGUAUUUUAAAGCAAGAUUCUGGUCAAUGAUAUUUGCCACUCGAUUGUAAUCAAAUUGAGUUCAACUGCUGCAGGAUCCUGGAAUGUGUUGGAAUGUGUCUGGUUUCUCUUGUUAUUCCCUGCAUUUAUUGCCUUGUUUCUUGGUAUUGCAUGUAGUUUUGAUUUUUUUCUUAUUUUUGUUAACCACCUUGUCCUGUAUUUCUGCAAGGAACCCCUCUGUUUCUGGGAAGAGGUCUCCAACUCUCAGUCAGGUGCUCGAUGCUUCCUUGUCAACAUCUGGUCUGCUCAGAUCGUUGGGAUGUCUCCCAUGGAGGGUCAUACUCAUUCCACUGGUUAAUCUUUUCUUCCAUAGUGAUGAUUCAUUUUUCUGAGUGGGCCUCUCAUUUAAGUUUUCUAGUCUGUAUUUUAUUGCAUAUGCUGAAUCCUGUACAUUUUUGAUGAAAAUAUAUACUUAGAAGCUUUAUCUGACUGUUGUGUAUUUUUUUUUUCAUGUGUGUUAUUUCUCUUCCUCCUUCUGACCAAGGUAGUGUUAAUCUAAGUGGGUCUGUCUGUAAAUAGUCUUUUCUAAAGUUCUUAUUUUUCUUUGUGUAUUUUACAGAUUGAAAUGGGACCAAGAUAUUUCUAUAAAAAAAUUCAAUGUCGGUAUUGAUGAAAGAAGUACUUGCUUUUGUUGUGUUUGUUAACUACUGAGCUCUGUUUGACAGGUUUUUUUAAGCCUUGAACUAAAUUUUCUCAAAGUUUUUUUUCCCUAUUUCGCAGUACUUUCUACUUUCUUUGCUUGUUGAUAUUCCAGAUAGGUGGGUAUCAAGAGUCCCGAUGAAGGAUCUUGACCCGAAAUGUUGAUUCCCAUCCAUAGAUGCUGCCUGACAUGCUGAGCUCCUCCAGCACUUUGUGUGUAUUUCUCUAGAUUUCUAGCAUCUGCAGGUCCUCUUGUUUCCCAGAUGCUUACAAGUUUCUUGAAAGAACAAGCUGGUAGUGGGGUUGUGUGGCUCUGUUGGUAAAAUAUUAAAUAAAAUCAUUAGAAAGAGGUGACAUAGGGUUGGAAGGUGUAGAAUCUGUGGGUAGAAUUAAGGAACAGCAAAUGUAAAAAAAAAAGAAUCCCUGAUGGGAAUUGUAUGGAGACCUCCAAACAGCAGUAAGUAUGUAGUCCACAAAUUACAAUGGGAGAUAGAAAAUGCGUGCCAAAAGGGCAAUGUUACAAUAGUCAUGGGGGAUUGUCAUGCAGGUGAUUAGGAAAAGUAGGAUGGUGUUGGUCUCAAGGAGGAAUUCCUAGAAUGCCAACAAGAUGCUUUUUUGGAGCAGCUCGUGGUUGAGCCCACUUGGGGAUCAGCUAUUCUGGAUUGGGUGUUGUAAUGAACUGGAAUUAAUUAGGUCACUUAAGUUGAAGGAACCCUUAGCGACAAGUGAUCUUAAUAUGAUCAAAUUCACCCUGACAUUAGAGAAGGAGAAGCUAAAAUCAGAUGUGGAAUAAAGAGAAUUGGAGAGGCAUGAGAGAAAUAUUGGUCAAAAUUGAUUUGAAAGGAACACGGGCAGGGAUGAAAACAGUGCAGCAAUGGCUGGAAUUACUAGAAGCAAUUCAGAACGCAGGGGAUAUAUACAUCACAAAGAGGAAGUUGUUUUCUAAAGGUAAGGGGACAAAACGUGGCUGAUAAGAGAAACUAAAGACAACAUAAAAAUCAAAGAGAGGGCACAGCGCAAAAAUUAUGAGGAAGUUAGAAGAUUGGGAAGCUUUUAAAAACUAACAGAAUGAACAAAUAAUUUAAAAAAGGAAAGGAUGGAAUACAUAGGUGAGGUAGCCAGUAAUAUUAAAGAGGAUACCAAACUUUUCUUCAGGUACAUAUAGUGUAAAAGAGAGGUGGAAGUGGAUGUUUCACCAAUGGAAAAUGAUGCUGGAGAGGUAGUAAUGGGCUGGGGGUGCAAGGUGAUGGCAGAUGAACUGAAUAAUUAUUGUACAUCACUCUUAUCUGUCGAAGACACUGGCAGGAAUAUGGAAGUCCCAGGUGUCAGUGAUCAGAAUGUGUAAAGUUACAUUACUCAGGAGAAGGUUCUUGGGAAACAGAGAUGGUCUGGAUGUAAAUAGGUCACCUGGACCAGAUGGUGCACACCCCAGAGAUCUGAAAGAGGUGGCUGAAGAGAUGUGGAGGCAUCAGCAAUGAUCUUUCGAGAAUCGUUAAGGAAAUUAUAUACUAAGAAGUUUUUUCCUUCAUUACUCCCCCUCUGCUAGUUUCACCUAUCACCUACCACUUCUUCUACCCCUCCAGCCCCUACAUUUCUUCCUCUAACACCUCAUCUUUUUUUUUCCCAGUACUGAUUAGGGGUCUCGGCCGAAACCUCGACUGUUUACUAUUUCCCAUAUACGCUGCCCGGCAUCCCGGGUUCGUCCAGCAUUCUGUGUAUGUGUUGCUUGGAUUUCCAGCAUCCACAGGUUUUCUCCUGUUUUUGAUAAAAACAAAAGUGGUGUCAUAUAAUAUAGCAAGAAAAUAGUGGGAAGUUAGAGGACUGGAAAGCUUUUACACAACCAACAGGAGACAACUAAAAAAAAACACACAGGAGAGACAAGAUGAAAAAUUAAGGUAAGUGAGCCAAUAAUAUCAAGUAUCAAAAGUUUUACAGAUUUAUAAAGAGUAAAAGAGAGGCAAGAGUUGAUAUUGUACCGCUGGAAGAUGAUGCUGGCGAGUUAGUAAUAGAGUAAAGAAAUAGCAGCUGAAUGUAAUAGUAUUUUUUGUGUCAGUCUUCACUGUGUAAUACUCUAGCAGUAUAAGACCAUAAGACAUAGGAGCAGAAUUAGGCCAUUCAGCCCCAUCGAGUCUGCUCCGCCGUUCUAUCAUGGCUGAUCCCGGUUCUCACUCCACCCCAUGCACCUUCCUCCUCGGCAUAUCCUGUAAUGCCCUGACUGAUCAGCAAACUAUUAGCUUCUGCCUUAAAUGCACCCACGGACUUGACCACCACCGCCGUGUGUGUCAGAGAAUUCCACAGAUUCACUGCUCUCCGACUAAAUAAGAUCCUCCUUAACUAUUCUAAAAUGUCGCUCCUCAGUUUUCGGCUGUGCCCUCUGUUAUGGCUACCCCCACCAUACAAAAAGUCCUCUCCUCAUCCACCCUAUCUGGACCUAUCCACAUUCGGUGGGUUUCAGUGAGAUUUACCCCCCACCACCCGCAUUUAUUAAACAUAGGUCAGUGCAGGAGUACAGGCCCAAGGCUGGCAAACGCUCCUCAUAUCUUAACCCCUUCAUUCCCGGAAUCGUCUUCUUGAACAUCCUCUGGACUCUCUCCAACAACAACACGCCU
Molecule: messenger RNA, 6744 nt
Organism: Mobula hypostoma (lesser devil ray)
Lineage: Eukaryota; Metazoa; Chordata; Chondrichthyes; Myliobatiformes; Myliobatidae
Product: zinc finger protein 420-like
Exons: 1
Coding region: 219-1760 (513 amino acids)
Source: RefSeq, a predicted model, not a curated record